AUGGCGGUACCCGAGUAUGGCGAUGAAGUCGCCAUCACACUCUCCAUCGCCCACCCCCCUGCCCAGCUUCUCAUAUCCAACUCGCCGCAUCUUUCUGACGACCACCGAGAGUCCACAGGAGGCAAGGAAAUGGCGGUACCCGAGUAUCGUGACGAAGUCGCGAUCACACUCUCCAUCGCUGCCCCCCGCCCAGCUUCUCAUUUCCAACUCGUUGCACCCUAG
This is a messenger RNA of Fusarium proliferatum ET1, 222 nucleotides long. RefSeq lists its product as uncharacterized. Bases 1 to 222 code for a protein of 73 amino acids. The record is from RefSeq and is a predicted model, not a curated record. NCBI's taxonomy places the organism in Eukaryota, Fungi, Ascomycota, Sordariomycetes, Hypocreales, Nectriaceae. The transcript is spliced from 4 exons.